Molecule: messenger RNA, 1275 nt
Organism: Ailuropoda melanoleuca (giant panda)
Lineage: Eukaryota; Metazoa; Chordata; Mammalia; Carnivora; Ursidae
Gene: ROGDI
Product: rogdi atypical leucine zipper
Cellular component (GO): RAVE complex
Source: RefSeq, a predicted model, not a curated record
CAGCCCGAGAGCGGCCGUGGACGCAGCCCUCGAGCGUGCAGCGCCCGCGGUAGGUCCCGGCUGCGGCUUGGGAGAGCCGGCGCAGGCGGGUUCGCGCACCCGCCAGCCUUGAUUCGGAGCGCCCGCUCGGCCGGUCGGAGGCGGGGGAGGGGGAGCGGGGCGGGCGCGCGCGCACCCAAUCGUUGACGAGGGUGGGCCCGGGCGCCGCGGGCGCACUGACGGCCGGUACCGGACGGCGGGCCCGUGACGGGCUGGGUGGCGAGCGGCAGCGAUGGCGACCGCGAUGGCAGCCACGGCGGCGGAGCGAGCGGUCCUGGAGGAGGAGUUCCGCUGGCUGCUGCACGACGAGGUGCACGCAGUGCUCAGGCAGCUGCAGGACAUCCUCAAGGAGGCUUCGCUCCGCUUCACUCUGUCAUGCUCUGGUACAGGCACCGAGGCGCCUGCCAAGCAAGAGAACUUCAUCCUUGGCAGCUGUAGCACAGACCAGGUGAAGGGUGUGCUGACUCUGCAAGGGGACGCGCUGAGCCAGGCGGACGUGAACCUGAAGAUGCCCCGGAACAACCAGCUGCUGCACUUCGCCUUCCGAGAGGACAAGCAGUGGAAGUUGCAGCAGAUCCAGGAUGCCAGGAACCACGUAAGCCAAGCCAUUUACCUCCUUGCCAACCGGGAUGAAAGCUACCAGUUCAGGACAGGAGCAGAGGUCCUCAAGCUGAUGGACGCCGUGAUGCUGCAGCUGACCAGAGCCCGCAACCGGCUCACCACCCCGGCCACCCUUACUCUGCCUGAGAUCGCUGCCAGUGGCCUCACGCGGAUGUUUGCCCCUGCCCUGCCCUCCGACCUGCUUGUCAACGUCUACAUCAAUCUCAACAAGCUGUGCCUCACCGUGUACCAGCUGCACGCCCUGCAGCCCAAUUCCACCAAGAACUUCCGCCCAGCUGGAGGCGCCGUGCUCCACAGCCCUGGGGCCAUGUUUGAGUGGGGCUCCCAGCGUCUGGAGGUGAGCCACGUGCACAAGGUGGAGUGUGUGAUCCCAUGGCUCAACGACGCCCUAGUCUUCUUCACUGUCUCCCUGCAGCUCUGCCAGCAGCUCAAGGAUAAGAUCUCCGUGUUCUCCAGCUACUGGAGCUACAGGCCUUUCUGAGCAGAGCGCCCAAGAGCCUGACCCCCAGGGAAAUGGCCCUUGUUCCCCUCACCCAUCCCCCCAGGAAUGUUGGCCAGCACCGAACCGGGCAGCGUGGGCUAUUAUUUAUUUCUCUCUUCAGCCCUCCUGCCCAU